GAGUCGGUUUAAACUAUGACACAUAGAUGGAAAUGGCCCAUCAACGCGUAUUUCACCUCUGUGACUUUGUCUUAUAAAAUUGAAAAUUCCCAAUUCCCAAGAAUGCAAAGAGUCAUCCUCAACCUCAACCUCAACCUCAACCUCAACCUCAACCUCAUCGUCGUCCUCGUCUUCUUCUCAUCGCUCCUCGCUUCGAUCAUCAUGGCUGAGACUACUGGAGAUGCAACGGUAUCGUCUGAAGCGAAGGUUCACAUCGUUUACACCGAGAAACCCACCGAUGAGGAGCCUAAAACCUAUCAUCUCCGUACCCUUUCCUCUGCUCUCGGCAGUGAGGAAGCUGCAAAUGAUGCUUUGAUCUACAGUUACAGGGAAGCUGCUUCUGGCUUUUCAGCUAAGCUCACUCCUGAGCAAGUCGCUGAGAUCUCCAAGCAACCAGGUGUGAUUCAAGUUGUGCCAAGCCAGACUUAUCAGCUGCACAAACCUGUUGGUGGUGCUUCCAUGUUGACCUAACUUGAUUUUGUGUGUAUUCAACUUAGUCUGUUGUUGUACCGUUGUGUGACUUCAACAAGUAUCUAACUAAAAUAAUGUCAUGACGUUGCUCUAUCCGAGUUGUUAUGUGUUUUUAAGAAUUGAGUUUCUUCAAUAAAUUGUGUUUCUGUUGAAA
Camelina sativa (false flax) is the source of this 664-nucleotide messenger RNA. Its product is annotated as subtilisin-like protease SBT3.4. NCBI's taxonomy places the organism in Eukaryota, Viridiplantae, Streptophyta, Magnoliopsida, Brassicales, Brassicaceae. The record is from RefSeq and is a predicted model, not a curated record.